GCCAAAGCAUAAUCUGCACCCUUGCCACCUUUAGUGCUUUCUCAAAGUGCUGUUUGAACAUGGAGCAGUAUUUAUUCUUCAACUGAGAGUGGUUGGUACAUGGGAUAUUGAGUCAGUGUGCCGGAUCAUGGGAACUUUGUUUGCUGAUUUCUAUCGAAUUAAGGAGGAGACUCCUGGAGAAAUUGCAGAGAUCAAAGAAAAUUUGAUGGUUUGCAUUGGAGCAAUUAAAAGUCUAAGAAGUGACUUAAUCAGACUAAAGUCUAAAGCAAACCUGGAGCAGGAAAAUGACAUGCAUCCAAGAAAUCAACAAUUUGUUAAAGAUUUUGAUGUUGCUGAGAGCAAAGCAAUUAACAGAUGGGGCGUAUAUCAAGCCGUCAGGUGGAUGCAGUGGAAGACUAAUCUGAAAAAUAAGAUACAGAAAUUGAGGUUAAAAGAUCAAAGGAACAAUUCAUCGCCAUAAAGAUAAUUGAGUGAUCAUAAGGGGAAAACCCAGAAGAAAUUUAAAAUGAGUCUGUAAGCCAAUCAAUUCUUCUUUUCCACAGCACACUAGAGAAUUUUCAAAGAAGAGGUUGAUAAGCAGUACUAGAUCCUGACCAAAUAAUACUGGAGUCAAAUAUGCCAUUGUUGCUGUUAUUAUAAACAUGCUGCUGAUACAAAAUGUAGUGACUGUUUUGCUUAUUUUGAGUGAACAGUAUAUUGUAGGUAUUAGAGGAGUAUGUCAAGAGCUAU
Messenger RNA from Stegostoma tigrinum, 729 nucleotides. RefSeq names its product coiled-coil domain-containing protein 154-like. The record is from RefSeq and is a predicted model, not a curated record. The transcript is spliced from 4 exons. The coding region runs from base 128 to 460 and encodes 110 amino acids. NCBI's taxonomy places the organism in Eukaryota, Metazoa, Chordata, Chondrichthyes, Orectolobiformes, Stegostomatidae.